GCCGGCCGCGCUCCCGAGAAGCUGCUGCCGCCAUUUUGUGCGCGCCUGUGUUUGCCCCCAUCCCCGCCUGGCUUUCCGGGGGAGCGGCGGCACCGGGGACGCCCCGACUGUGCUGCCGGUCAGGUGAGGCGGAGCGGAGGCGCCGGGUCGCGCCGAGGGAGCCACCGCCGGCGGCCGCCGCAGCCGUGAGGUCGCGUUGCUCGCAGGAGGAAGAAGCGGCAAGACGGAGCAGGGGGGGAAAAAACCUCCGGAGCUGCCCCCGAACAGGAGGAGGAGUCUCGGCGCCAGGCCCAGGCGCGGCACCGGCGGCAGCAUGGAGAACUCGCAGCUAUGCAAGCUGUUCAUCGGGGGGCUGAACGUGCAGACCACGGAGGCCGGGCUGCGGGAGCACUUCGCGGCCUACGGCACCCUCACCGACUGCGUGGUCGUGCUCAACCCGCAAACCAAGCGCUCCCGAUGCUUCGGCUUCGUCACCUACUCGGCGGUGGAGGAGGCGGACGCCGCCAUGGCCGCGUCCCCCCACGCGGUGGACGGGAACGCGGUGGAGUUGAAGCGGGCCGUGUCCCGGGAGGACUCGGCCAAGCCCGGCGCUCAUGCGAAGGUGAAGAAACUCUUCGUGGGCGGCCUCAAAGGGGACGUGGGCGAAGGGGACCUGGUGCAGCACUUCAGCCAGUUCGGCCCCGUGGAGAAGGCCGAGAUCAUCGCCGACAAACAGAGCGGGAAAAAGCGCGGCUUCGGUUUCGUCUACUUCCAGAACCACGACGCCGCCGAUAAGGCGGCCGUGGUCAAGUUCCACCCGAUCCAGGGCCACCGAGUGGAGGUCAAGAAGGCCGUGCCCAAGGAGGACAUCCAGGCGGGCGGGGGAGGCGGCGGCUCUUCCAGGCCCUCCCGGGGAGGCAGAGGAGGAAGGGGUCGGGGCGGCGGCGGCUCCGGUAACCGGGAUCACAACGGGCUUUCCAAAGGAGGCGGCGGCUACAACAGCUACGGCGGCUACGGCGGGGGAGGAGGCGGCGGGUACGGCUCCUAUGGCAGCGGUUCCUACGGAGGCGGAGGGGGAGGCGGCGACUACGGCAACGGGUACGGCGGGUUCGGCAGCUACAGCCAGCACCAGUCCUCCUACGGCCCCAUGAAGAGCGGCGGAGGAGGUGGAGGAGGGGGCGGCAACUGGGGGGGCCGCAGUAACAGUGGACCGUACAGAGGAGGCUAUGGUGGGGGAGGCUACGGGGGAGGCUCUUUCUGAGCUGGAGCGCCCAUACCCAUUGAGGGGGGGGCCUGGAGAGCCCUCCCUUCGAUACGGGGCAGCUUCUAAAUGGUUUCUCCCCUCAUUCGCCGUAGGGCAGCUCCUUUUAAAUGCCUCCCUGCUGUGGGAGCGGCUCCUAAAUGCCCCCUGAGGGUCGCCUCUGCUGCCUGUGCCACUUCUUUCUCUCUGAAGAUGGACUGGGCCCCACAUACACAUAUUUUGUGUUACAGUCAUUGAUGGACUCUAUUUUUUUAUUAUUACUUGGACCUUGGUCGUUUUUAUACUAGCAACGAAAAAUGUCUUGUUUUAAUUUGUUUUUUGGGAGGGUGCGGGGUGGGAAGUGUCUUGCUGAUCUGGAGUAAAAACUGGGGAGGGUUGGGGGGAAGUUCCUUUGUUGUAAGGACUCGAUGCCUGGAUACUACGUUUUUUUCUACAAAAGCUACUCGGAUCCCAUGACUGACUUUUAACAUUUCUGUAAAGGAGGAAAAAAUGGUUUUUACGUUUUUUAUUUUUUAAAUAAAUCAUUGUGUUCAUUGAC
This is a messenger RNA of Poecile atricapillus (Black-capped chickadee), 1778 nucleotides long. RefSeq names its product heterogeneous nuclear ribonucleoprotein A0 (gene HNRNPA0). Gene Ontology annotation, molecular function: RNA binding. NCBI's taxonomy places the organism in Eukaryota, Metazoa, Chordata, Aves, Passeriformes, Paridae. The record is from RefSeq and is a predicted model, not a curated record. The transcript has a single exon. Bases 314 to 1240 code for a protein of 308 amino acids.